Molecule: messenger RNA, 846 nt
Organism: Procambarus clarkii (red swamp crayfish)
Lineage: Eukaryota; Metazoa; Arthropoda; Malacostraca; Decapoda; Cambaridae
Product: collagen alpha-2(I) chain-like
Source: RefSeq, a predicted model, not a curated record
AUGUCCCUUGGUCGUUUUGUGGUUGGUAUUCAAUAUCCCUUUGGUCGUCAUAUGAACGAUGGUAUUGAUCGUCCCUUUGGUCGUCAUAUGAACGACGGUAUUGAUCGUCCCUUUGGUCGUCAUAUGAACGACGGUAUUCAAGGUCCCUUUGGUCGUCAUAUGAACGACGGUAUUCAAGGUCCCUUUGGUCGUCAUAUGAACGACGGUAUUCAAGGUCCCUUUAUUCGUCAUAUGAACGACGGUAUUCAUCGUCCCGUUGGUCGUCAUAUGAACGACGGUAUUCAAGGUCCCUUUGGUCGUCAUAUGAACGACGGUAUUCAAGGUCCCUUUAUUCGUCAUAUGAACGACGGUAUUCAUCGUCCCGUUGGUCGUCAUAUGAACGACGGUAUUCAAGGUCCCGUUGGUCGUCAUAUGAACGACGGUAUUCAAGGUCCCGUUGGUCGUCAUAUGAACGACGGUAUUCAAGGUCCCGUUGGUCGUCAUAUGAACGACGGUAUUCAAGGUCCCGUUGGUCGUCAUAUGAACGACGGUAUUCAAGGUCCCGUUGGUCGUCAUAUGAACGACGGUAUUCAUCGUCCCGUUGGUCGUCAUAUGAACGACGGUAUUCAAGGUCCCGUUGGUCGUCAUAUGAACGACGGUAUUCAUCGUCCCGUUGGUCGUCAUAUGAACGACGGUAUUCAUCGUCUCUUUGGUCGUCAUAUGAACGACGGUAUUCAAGGUCCCUUUGAUCGUCAUAUGAACGACGGUAUUCAUCGUCCCGUUGGUCGUCAUAUGAACGACGGUAUUCAUCGUCUCUUUGGUCGUCAUAUGAACGACGGUAUUCAUCAUCUCUUUGUCGUCAUAUGA